Molecule: messenger RNA, 2852 nt
Organism: Neogale vison (American mink)
Lineage: Eukaryota; Metazoa; Chordata; Mammalia; Carnivora; Mustelidae
Gene: INPP5K
Product: inositol polyphosphate-5-phosphatase K
Exons: 12
Coding region: 262-1620 (452 amino acids)
Biological process (GO): negative regulation of phosphatidylinositol 3-kinase/protein kinase B signal transduction; phosphatidylinositol dephosphorylation; negative regulation of insulin receptor signaling pathway
Cellular component (GO): ruffle; cytoplasm; endoplasmic reticulum
Molecular function (GO): phosphatidylinositol-3,4,5-trisphosphate 5-phosphatase activity; inositol bisphosphate phosphatase activity; phosphatidylinositol-4,5-bisphosphate 5-phosphatase activity
Source: RefSeq, a predicted model, not a curated record
CGCCUCUCUUGACGUCCCGGAUACCCUGAGCCUCUUUCCUCCCAGCCUUUCACCGUUUCGCGCUCUUUGGCGAGUCCCGCCUGUUCCCCCAGGCCGCACCAUCCAGAGCCCUCCGUGCCCUCAAGCCCCGCCUCGUACGGAAGCCGAGGCGGAGGGUCAGAAUCCGGAAGGAAAACAAUCCGGGGAGAGUAAGGUAGCCGGGACCUGCUGCCAGAGGGAGGUGGAUCGGGCCAGGAGCGGCCGGGGCGCGGCGUGGGGACGAUGGCCGCCGAGAGCCCACGGAAGACGACUGAACCGAGAAGCAAGACGCUCAGCAUACAUGUUGUGACAUGGAACGUGGCCUCUGCAGCACCUCCUCUGGACCUCAGUGAUCUCUUGCAGCUGAACAAAGACAACCUGAAUCUGGACAUGUAUGUCAUUGGUUUGCAGGAAAUGAACUGUGGGAUCAUGAGCCUCCUUUCUGACACUGCCUUUGAAGACCCAUGGAGCAGUUUCUUCAUGGAUGUGCUUUCCCCUCUGAGCUUCGUCAAGGUCUCCAGUGUCCGCAUGCAGGGGCUCCUCUUACUGUUCUUUGCCAAGCAUCAGCAUUUGCCCUUUGUCCAGAUCCUCUCUACUAAAUCCACCCCCACGGGCCUCUUCGGGUACUGGGGGAACAAAGGGGGCGUCAACAUCUGCCUGAAGCUCUAUGGCUACUACAUUAGCAUCGUCAACUGCCACCUGCCCCCUCACAUGGCCAACAAUGACCAGCGGCUGGAGCACUUUGAUCGGAUCCUGGAGAUGCAAAAUUUUGAGGGACAGGAUAUCCCCAACAUCCUGGACCAUGACCUCAUUCUAUGGUUUGGAGACAUGAACUUCCGGAUUGAUGACUUUGGGCUGCAUUUUGUCCGGGAAUCCAUAAAAAAUCGGUGUUACAGUGACCUAUGGGAGAAGGAUCAGCUCAGCAUCGCCAAGAGACACGAUCCACUGCUCCGGGAGUUCCAGGAGGGCCCCCUGCUCUUCCCACCCACCUACAAGUUCGAUAAGAACUCCAACAACUAUGACACCAGUGAGAAAAAACGCAAGCCUGCUUGGACCGACCGUAUCCUGUGGAGGUUGAAGCGGCAGCCCCAGGCCAACCCCCAAACCCAGAGGCCGCCAGCCCCCCACUUCUUCCUGUCUCUGAGGAGCUAUGUCAGCCACAUGAUGUACUGUGUCAGUGACCAUAAGCCUGUGACCAGCACCUUUGACUUGGAGCUGAAGCCUUUGGUGUCUACCCCACCGAUCACCCUGAUGCCUGAGGGGCUGUGGACCAUGGAGAACGUCAUGUUGAUCAGCUACUCCUUGACCCCAGACUUUCCCAGCAGCCCCUGGGACUGGAUUGGACUAUACAAGGUGGGGCUGCGCCACAUUAAUGACUAUGUGUCCUAUGUCUGGGUCAGGGACAACCAGGUCUCCUUCAGCGACGGGCUGAGCCAGGUUUACUUCAAUAUCAGUGACAUCCCUGAGACCGAGGGCCAGUUUCUCCUCUGUUACUAUAGCAACAAUCUGCAUUCUGUGGUGGGAAUAAGCAAACCCUUCAAGAUCCAGCGUGGCUCCUUCUUGGCGGAGGACCCACUGGGUGAAUCCCAACCACACAUCUGAGCCUGGAUAAGAGUGGUUCCAGGGCGGAGGCCAGAGCUGGCAGCCAGCUCUGCCCACCACUGCCAGGAGCACCAGGGGCCAGGCCCAGCCCCCAGAGGAGGUAGCAGGUAUCCUCCACCUCCCAGGGGGAGCUCUAGCCACACUCCUUGGCUCUCUCUGGUCCAGAUCUCUAGAAUUGGCCCCUUAAAUACAGGUUUUUGUUGCUGAGAUAUGAGUGAAACCAACUAGUUUGUCAACACGGAAGACCUGGGACAGAGCCCUGGAUGUGGGAAGGACCCUCCAGCCUAUAUUUCGUUUCUCGAUUUUCCCCACACACACUUCCAGUCCUGCCCAAGCAGGCCUGCCAGGCACAUGCCCCAUCUGGCACAGGCCUGCAUUCUUGUCACGGCAUCCUGGGCCUCAGACUGCCUGGGAGGGGGAGAUGCUCACAUUUGCACAGGCCCCAUAGACUGCUUAGCACAAGCAGCCUGGGUUCUGGGAGUCUUGGCAUCUCGUUGCCCAUCCCCCUGCAGGAUGGGCAGAGGGUGUGGGAUCCCUGCUUUUGACAAAAGCAAUUAGACUAAGUGGGCAGGAUGAAGGGCCCCUCCACCCAAGCUCUUAGUAAGUGUUGUGGGUAGGAGCCUGACCCAUGGAGUCUGAUGCAGAAGUUCACUGUCUGAGCAAAGGAUUGGCCCCAGAUUGGCUUGUGCUGGUGGGUCAGGUUCCAUGCCCUAACCUGCCCUCCUGUGAAAGGGUUGGCAGGUGAUAGAGGAGCUGUGGCCACAGACUUUUCCAGGGGCUUUCUUGCCCAGUCGAGCUCAUCUGCUCCUUCCCACCCUCACCUGCAGUGACUGGCCAGGAACCCGCCCUCUCUCUAGACUGCCCUAGCACCUGAAGCGGAGGCAGGCAGAGAAGGGAGCCAGGAUCCAGUCAUUUUGGAGAAUCCGGCCUUGAGGGUCUUCUGAGAGCAUUCUCUGGGUGCUGUGUGGGCACUCAGUCCCACUCCCGCCACUUGCCUCCAGCCACUGGUGAUUCAAUGGCCCUUCUCCCAGGAGAAGACACCUCAGGGAACCUGCUCUGUGACGGUCACAUCCAUCCUCUGACCUGAGACUGAGGGACACUCCUCACUCUGUGAUCCAUACUCCACCCUGGGAGCCGUGUGUACCAUCAAGAACUGUCCCCCUGGCUUCUAGUGGCCCAUGGCUGUGUUCUAUGUCUGUUGUAUUGGGGGAUCAUUAGAAACAUGACUUUUA